AUGCAAAGCUCCAGUCUGAAGUCUUUGUCAGGUCAUAAUUGAGUCAUCGGCUCUCGGUCGACCAGAAGACGGCCCCAUCAGGACAGGUUUACACUAAUCUCCUCAAAGUAGUUUCUGACUCGAUGGGACAAGACCUUUCAGGCCCUAUGAUCUAUCUGUUGAGGCGGGGUAUAAAGGCCUUGCCUCCCGCCUGGAGAAUGAGGCACACUCAACGGUGCACCAUGACGAGAGGAAGCCUUAACGCGAGUUCCCUCAACCGGACAUCUUCUUUCUCAUCACCAUCAUACUUUCCCUUUUAUGGUGGAGCAACGGACAUCUCAUGGUUGCCAAACAAGGUUCUAUCAAAGACAAAGAAGGCGUGCUGCUUCCGUGUUGAAGUUAUCCUUUCCGUGGGUCCUUCCCGGGAAGCAGCCGCACAACAAGCCAUGCACAUCCAGCAACCAGGCGGAGGCGCAAGGAACCAUCCUGCGGCGAUGCUGACUUGGGCGCAUCUUGGAGACACAAAUUCACUUCACCCAGUUUACUACCAGCAACUAAGUGGUUAUAAUCAAGGUCUGUAUAACGGUAAGAGUUCAAUUUAUGUCGUCAAUGUUUCCGACUUUUAUUGUUUUGGCCCAAGUGAUAUUAGCCUACAUCAGGGUUCUUCAAUUCCGGUCCUGGAGGGCCGAAACACUCCUGUUUUUUAUUUCUACCUGGUAGUUAAUUGCACUCACCUGGUGUCCCAGGUCUGAAUUAGCCCCUGAUUAGAAGGAGAGGGUGAAAAACAGAGGUGUUUCAGCCCUCCAGGACCGGAAUUGAAGAACCCUGGCCUACAUUAUAGGUCUCGCGUUGAAUUGUCUUGUAAAACUGAUGAUCUGACUCCUCUUAAUUCCAAAUGGAAUAUGGAAUAGGUGUCAUUGUGUAAUGAAUAUUGUUUGGAAAUUAAUAUUUGUUUUCUCUGCAGGGCAACCGGGCUGUCUAUCCAGGGGAACCUUCGUGCAGAGAUCCGGCAGGAGAAUCCGCACCAUCUACACCGACGACCAUCUGACUAAACUAGAAGAGGUGUUCAGUAAGCAGCGGUACAUGACCGGGACGGAGAAGAUGCUUCUGGCCUCAGCGCUGAGACUGACCGAGACACAGGUCAAAGUCUGGUUCCAGAACAGGAGAACGCGGUGGAGGAAGGCCCACGGUGACAUGGCGGAUGUACCGGAGAAGCACGCGCACAAUGAAACAUCGAGCAGGGAGGAGGAUGAGUUGAUUUCCGUGGACAAUGACGAGUCAUGGGUGUAUUUUUGA
Messenger RNA from Coregonus sp. 'balchen', 1275 nucleotides. Lineage: Eukaryota; Metazoa; Chordata; Actinopteri; Salmoniformes; Salmonidae. The record is from the annotation of a GenBank genome assembly.